Linum tenue is the source of this 2513-nucleotide messenger RNA. The record is from the annotation of a GenBank genome assembly. Lineage: Eukaryota; Viridiplantae; Streptophyta; Magnoliopsida; Malpighiales; Linaceae.
UAAAGGAGUAAAGGAGGAAAAAACAAUCAAUUAAUCCCCUUUGAAAAGCAAAAGUUGCAGGAUUUCUCGUGAGGGAUCACAGGCCCUUAAGGCAGCCACGCACUUCCAUCACUUCCCCAGUUUCUACACAGAUUGGGUUCUAGAAGCUAGCUUGGCUGCGCUGGUGGGGUGAUUGAAUCUUGUGAAUAUCACUUUUGGUAUUGAUCAGUAUAGUUCUAGCUUUCUUGGGUUUGCAUUACUCCAUUCCAUAAAGUGACUGGUUGAGUGAAGUUUCAGCUUGUGGAGGAGGAGUACGCAGCGGAAACACAUGUUUACUUCCUUCUACUUUAUGUGAUCUGCAAUUCAGUUGGUUACUUCUUUUGGAGCUGAUUUCCUUAAUCGGGAUCCGUUCCCCUUGUUAAUUAGUUAUCAGAAUUGCAAGGUUUCCUCCAAAUUUGUGAUCCAUUUCUCCUUCUGGGUUUUGUUUAUAGAGAAAGAGAGAGGGAGAGAGGUUGCUCUUCUGCAGAAAUGGGUUCCUUGGAAGCCAGUACUGUUCUGGUGAACAAAGAGUUCUUGGGUGAAAAGAUUAGAGGAUGUUUGCACAACGAAGUUUUCAGUCUACCGAGAGAGCAGCUGAAGAAGACUGAGAGGAAUAAGGCCAAACCUGGUGUAGCCUUCUCUGUUUUAACUUCAAGCAAUGGCAGAGGAACUGUGACCUUAAAACCACAGCCAAAGCUGGAGAGAAAGAGAGUGGAUCCAAAAGAUGUGGCUUCAGUAAUACUAGGAGGAGGAGCAGGGGCUCAGUUGUUUCCUCUCACCAAAAGGACUGCAACUCCAGCUGUACCAGUAGGAGGAUGCUACAGGCUGAUAGAUGUUCCCAUGAGCAACUGCAUCAACAGUGGGAUAAACAAGAUCUUUGUGCUGACACAGUUCAAUUCGACAUCGCUCAAUCGACACUUAGCUCGCACUUACUUUGGAAAUGGCAUCAACUUUGGGGAUGGAUUUGUGGAGGUUCUAGCAGCAACUCAAACUGCUGGGGAAACAGGAUUAAAUUGGUUCCAAGGAACUGCUGAUGCUGUCAGGCAGUUCAUAUGGGUGUUUGAGGAUGCAAAGAACAGGAAUGUCGAAAAUAUAGUCAUCUUGUCUGGCGAUCAUCUCUAUCGAAUGGAUUACAUGGACUUCGUGCAGCAACAUGUUGACAGCAAUGCGGAUAUCACCAUUUCAUGUGCAGCAGUUGGUGAAAGCCGUGCUUCGGAUUAUGGGUUGGUGAAAUUAGACAGCAGGGGUAGAGUAAUUCAGUUUGCUGAGAAGCCAAAGGGCACUGACCUCAAAGCAAUGCGAGUGGACACGACUCAUAUGGGUUUGUCUCAGCAAGAAGCCAAGCAAUCACCAUACAUUGCAUCAAUGGGAGUUUAUGUGUUCAAGACAGACGUUCUGUUGAAACUUCUUCGGUGGAGAUUUCCAACAGCAAACGACUUUGGCUCUGAAAUCAUCCCUGCAGCAGUCAUGGAGCAUGAAGUCAAAGCAUACAUGUUCAGAGACUACUGGGAGGAUAUAGGAACGAUCAAGUCAUUCUAUGAAGCUAACUUGGCUCUCACCAAAGAGACUCCGAUGUUUGAGUUCUAUGACCCCCAGAAACCGAUUUACACGUCUCCAACAUUCUUGCCACCAACCAAAAUCGAUCAAUCCCGGAUUGUGGAUGCGAUAAUCUCGCAUGGUUGUUUCUUAAGAGAAUGUUAUGUCCGGCAUUCUGUCGUUGGUGAACGAUCUCGUCUUGAUUCUGGUGUAGAACUAGUGGAUACUGUGAUGUUAGGAGCAGAUUACGACCAAACUGAAGCUGAGAUAGCGUCUCUUCUGGCAGACGGGAAAGUUCCUAUCGGCAUUGGGAAGAACACAAAAAUCAGGAAUUGCAUGAUUGAUAAGAAUGCAAAGAUAGGGAAAGAUGUCGUGAUCAUGAACACAGAUGAUGUUGAAGAAGCUGACAGGCCAGAACUGGGAUUCUACAUUCGGUCAGGAAUCACCAUCAUCGCUGAGAAGGCGACGAUCGAGGAUGGAACCGUCAUUUGAACAUCCUGGUUCUGAAGUGUUUGUUGCGAGACUUCUUUCAGAGGAAAGGUUGCAGUAGGUUUUGAAAAUAGCAGCAAAGUAUGCAACCCUGCCCAGAAGAAGCAAGCAUGGCAGCAGCUUGAAUUAGUAGUUAGUACAUUAGGGUGACACCAGUCCUUUUGAUUUUGAUGCUCUUUAAUUUCUUGGGAUCUUCUCCCACGUCUUCGUCUGUCUUAACUGGUGAAAUCCAUGGCGGGCGACAAUUGAAUCGAAGGCCAUUGAUUUGGCCGGAAAAGCGGAAUUGAACGGAAGGUUUUGUGUCCUCCAUUACCGUGGAGGCAGAGAGGUUGCUGUCCUUCAUCCGGCGAGGCGUCGGCUUUUUUAACAAGCAUGAAGAUCAGGCCCAUUCUUGAUUGGGCUUCGUAAUACUUUCCAGAUCCGGCCCAAAUAUAACCGGGCUUGGAUGUUUAGAGUGGUGAAUCUGUCCG